This is a messenger RNA of Solea solea (common sole), 5443 nucleotides long. RefSeq names its product PDLIM1 interacting kinase 1 like (gene pdik1l). Gene Ontology annotation, cellular component: autophagosome; cytoplasm. Lineage: Eukaryota; Metazoa; Chordata; Actinopteri; Pleuronectiformes; Soleidae. Bases 176 to 1201 code for a protein of 341 amino acids. The transcript has 3 exons. Gene Ontology annotation, biological process: autophagy; positive regulation of autophagy; axon extension. The record is from RefSeq and is a predicted model, not a curated record. Gene Ontology annotation, molecular function: ATP binding; protein serine/threonine kinase activity.
CGCUGCGCUGCACAGCAGCUGCACGCGCUCACUUCCAGUGUUUGACAAAACCUCCCCAUUUAGACAGACAGAGCGGAGCGGAGCGAGCUGAACGUGUGCGGCGGUAAUGGCUGCCAGGGAGAGGGAGGAAGACAACAAAUGAACCCCCGGGAAACGAGCCAAAGUGAGGACUAGGAUGGUAAGCAGUCAGCCGAAGUACGAGCUGAUCCAGGAGGUGGGGCGCGGCAGUUACGGCGUGGUUUAUGAGGCAGUGGUGAAACGUACGGGGGCCCGUGUGGCCGUGAAGAAGAUCCGCUGCCACUCUCCAGAGAAUGUGGAACUGGCCCUGCGGGAGUUCUGGGCCCUCAGCAGCAUCCAAAGCCAGCACCCGAACGUCAUCCACCUGGAGGAGUGUAUCCUGCAGCGGGACCAGCUGGCCCAGAGAAUGAACCAUGGUUCCAGCUCCCCGCUCUACCUGGAGCUGGUGGAGACUUCUCUUAAAGGCGAGAUCACCUUUGACCCCUGCUGUGCCUACUACUUGUGGUUCGUCAUGGACUUCUGUGACGGGGGUGACAUGAACGCCUACCUUCUGUCCCGCAAGCCCAGUCGCAAGACCAACACCAGCUUCAUGCUGCAGCUGGGCAGCGCCUUGGCCUUCCUGCACCGCAACCAGAUCAUACACCGCGACCUCAAACCGGACAACAUCCUCAUCUCCCAGGCCUGCACGCCGACCGGCUCAUCCGAGCCCACACUAAAGGUGGCCGACUUCGGCCUGAGCAAAGUCUGCUCCACCUCUGGGCUCAACCCAGAGGAGCCGGCCAGUGUCAACAAGUGCUUCCUGUCCACGGCUUGUGGAACAGACUUCUACAUGGCCCCAGAGGUUUGGGAGGGUCACUACACGGCCAAGGCGGAUAUCUUUGCCCUGGGGGUGAUUAUCUGGGCCAUGGUGGAGCGCAUCACGUUUGUGGAUGUGGAAACUCAGAAGGAGCUGCUGGGGAGCUACGUGCAGCAGGGCACAGAGAUUGUACCUCUAGGCGAGGCCCUGCUGGAGAACCCAAAGAUGGAGCUGCUAAUCCCCGCCAGGAAAAAGAGCAUGAACAGCCACAUGAAGCAGCUGAUCAGGGAGAUGUUGUCGGCCAACCCUCAGGAACGGCCCGACGCCUUUGAACUGGAGCUCAGACUGGUCCGUAUUGCCUGCAGAGAGCUGGACUGGGACACGUGAUGGACAGGGCGGCGGCGCCACAGACUCAGCCGAUGAAGCACAUGUAGACAUCUCAUCUGCUACUGUUGACCUCGAUGGUUGCAUCAUGUUUUGUAACAAGGGAACAAUAACUAGAGUAGUCAUUCUUUGUGUCAUGGCUUAAAACCUCAUCCACUUUCCAAGUGCAUACACUCUUCACUAGUUAGUUUUGUUUUCAUAAUGAAGAGGAGAAAUGUGACAACUUCUGCUGCUCCUCACUGCAGCCAAUGCUCAGGCUAAUCACAUCACAGCUUCCCCUUUUCCUCACAGAAUCACUGGAGCGUGAGCAGAGAGCAGGACGACCCCAAACGUCCUAUUAUAAAGUUGAAAGUCUCACAGCGCUCUUCCAUUAUACUCUUCUAGCACUACUUGGCUCGACUCGUUUUUUGCUUUUCCAUCAGUGAGGGUACCUGGUGCUUUUUUUUUUUAUGGGACCUGCUCUGAAAAAAUCCUGAAAAUGUCUUAACCACCAAUUUAGCAAGGACAUUUCUAAAAUGUAUUUAACAGGAGUCUGGUGUAUUUAGUGACAUCACCGCCGAAUCACAACCCGUUCAGCCGUAUUUCAGUUCAGUGACUGUGUCAGACGGAGUCUGUGCUCCGGUCAUGCAUGAAGUACUGAACCAUUCUGUGAGCAAAUCUUUUUAUUUAAGCUUGAUGAUUCAGUUACACCGAAAACGACUGCUUUGACUAGUUUGUGUCACUUCUAAAACAACGUCACAACAGUCUUGUGCAGCCGUGCUGUGAAGACCCCGUCCUCGUUGAGGAGGUGCUAUGAACGACGUGACUGAUACCAAGCCGAGUAGAGCCGAGUAGUGCUAGAACUGUGUAAUGGGAAAGCGCCAUACAGGUUUGUCUACACAUACCCUCCUGGACUCGGUGCUAAGUCGUAACACAUGCAAUAUGAGACACAAUCCUGUGAUUUUUACAGUCUACCUUUAUCCAAAGGGACAAUAUUUAAACCUCAGUGUGUAGAAUGUUGUGAAGCCACUCGCGGCUGUGACAGCUCUUGACUCUCAGAGGGAUUUCUGCACUGGUCAACUCCACCAGCAUCCACACUUGUGUCCAGAUCCGACUCUGUUUUGGCAUCAAAUGCAGAUAUGCACUGAAUGCUCAGGUAAAAACAAACACAACAGCGUGAUGGUAUUUGUAGACAAACUUGGCACGGACGGGGUCAGUCCUGCUCUGUGGUCUUUGAGUGGAAGAAUAUACUCAACUACAGUGGAGGAAAAUAACUUGUUUUUUUUCCGUUGGUCAUGUUGGGUGGAGGACGUUUUAUCAGUCAGCGUCCGUCCUGCAAGUCCUUCUCGUGGCAUUUGUACUCGGUCCCCGAUGCAAACUCUAAGAUAAGUGGAUUAGUCUGAGACACACCCUUAACCACUAGAAUGUAUGAUGGUUAAAGACCUUUGGCUGUAGAGAGCCUUAAAAUAAAAGAGAACAGUCAAAUGAGAGAUUGUUGUGAGAACGAGAGCCAAGCUUAGAAAUCUUUCACUGAUUCAGCGAGCUCAUGUUCAGGCUUUAUUUUCAUGGUUUUGGUCAUUGCUCCCAUUCAUGAUGACGAUACUUGGGUUAUUUUUGCUGAAUGUAUAAACUACAAAUUUAAAAUGUUAACUAAAGUAGGGCUGCAAUCAUAAAUCGAUACUAAAUUAAGUCAACUUUAUUUAACUGUUUUUUCAGUUGUUUAAAUGUGAAUAUUUUCUAGUUUCUUUGCGCUAUAUAACAAAAAGGGUUAAAAAAGGUUUGGGAAACAGAAUUUCUAAUAUUUUAUGGACAAAAUAAUUAAUCGAUUAAUGGUGAAAAUAAUCAAACGACCAAUAGAUUAUGAAGGUAAUCAUUAGUUGCAGCCCUAAGCGAAAUAACAUUUCAGACUAAAUGGCGUGUAGUGACAAAUAUACACAGAAACCUCUGCAUUACACGAUAAGAAAAAACCCUCAGCCUUUAGUUGGGAUAUUUCUCUAAUGUGACCCUCAUAUGAUUCUGAAUGUGUUUGUGUUUUGUUGGAACAAAACAAGGCUUUUAUUGACUGCCAGUGAGUCGAGUAUUGAAAGUGAAACUUAACGCAAACUUGGACACAACAACACAACAUGAAGGCUUAAUUUAUGCUCAUAUAGAAGCAUUUUGCACAAUGUACAGAGCUUUUUCACAGCUUUUCUAAAAGCUUAAUUCUGUGUGGUAUGUGCUCCAUAAGCCUUCUCUUAAAUAUCAUGAUUAUGUGGUAACACGUGACCUCAGAGCUUACAUUUCUUGUUUGCAGCAGGUGGAACGCAAACAUUCCCUGCAGUUGAGACAAUUUCGUAAUUUCGUAAAGCGACAGAUGAUGAAAAAAGCAGCCUUUUUAAAUCGCUCCCCUUCCAGCACCAAGGUUCAUAGAGAAAAUCCACAAUUUUACAUUGUGCCUCACAGGACCUGUUCAUCCACUGCUGCCGCCAUCACUGAGUUUACUCUCCAUGUCCCUGAAGGUUAAUGCAAUUAGAUCUUAUCUGAUCCACAACUAUGAAAAUAAAGCCCAAAUCACAGUAAAUAAUAUCAAAAAUAACAAACGGACAAGUUUCUAUGUUGCCUGAACAUAAAUUGAAUUAUCUGAAAAGGUGAGCUGCUUAAUUUAAAAAGGAGCAGUGACAUGAAUUUUCACUUCUGAGGCCAUUUAUACGUGACAGCACUUUGAUUGUGGGGUUUUAUAUUUAGUCCCACUAAGUACAGUCGUAUGGAGGAGCACCGUGAGGCUGGUCUGGUUGUGAUAACCGCGUUGCUAUUUGUUUAUCUCACUAACACAAUAUCAGCCAACAGUCUACUUAUGCGUGCGGCGUCUCUCACCUUCAGGGAAGAAACGAUCGCACAAUCCUCCACGGGCCAAAUCAUCCCAUUUUCUUUCAUUUUUUUAUUUAUUUAUUUCCUUCUUUGACACACAAUACAGUUGUGUUUAACUUGAUCUCCUUUGACUGUGUCACUGCUCCUGGUUUCCUCAGGCUCUGGAUCUUACAGUAAUCCCUUUCUUCAUGCUUCCGACAGGCUAAUUCUAAGCCUAUUAAGUUGUUGCAGCACUUGGCAGAGGAUCAGGCCAUGGACUCGCUUUUUCUUUUUUCUUUCUUUUUUUUGGUUGCCUUUCAGUUCGUACAUAAAUUGUGCACUUUUGCAAAUUUGAGAAACACCAGAAAAACCAAACAAUCUUGGCUUCUUGGCUGCACUCAAACUCUGGCAGAAGAUCAAAUUUCCCUGGACUCGUUGCCAACAUGUGUCUGAAAUACCUCCUUAAAUUCUCCCUGUGGCUGUAAUCGUUUUUAUUUCCUGUCAUGAUGCGAUUAGGAUUUGCCUUAUUUCACAGAAAGUCGAUGCUUUCUUUUUGACACUAGAGUGGCCUCGUGGAUGUCGCGCUCCAAAACACAAAAUUGGCAGAGGUUGUAUUUGAGACACCCCCCCCCCCCCAUGUUUUACCGACUCGACAAAGUACUUUGAAACCACAAAUUUCAAAAAACACUUGCCUUUAUUACAGGACGUCUACGCUGCUGUUCAGCUUCAAGAAUGUUUGCAUUUGUGGCUUCUUUUCUUUUUCUUAAUACGUGAGCAGCAAAGUUUGGACUUAAAGUAGGUCACCCAUAUCCUCAGAGCAGAGCAUGAUGGGUAGAGCCACUUCCAGCUAGAACUCUACCUUGUACCGUUUCGAACCAGAAGGGUGGGCACUUGGUUUCUUUUUGAGGUUUGCCAAACAAAUACUACGUCUCUGGUUUCAUGAGAUUUCACCCUUUUUUGAUUUUUGUUGAAUUAUUGAAUCAUUUUGCACAUGUGUAAAUACUGUAUAGGACGAACAAGGCUUGAUGUACAUUGAUUUUUGAGUGGACUUGCUCUGUUUUUAAGAGCGCGACUCGUUUGUAAAUUGCUGUGAUGGAUUCAGUUUUCCUUCCGCUCGUCAUCGCCGCGCUUCAGUUUUACGUCAAUCAUCGGAAAGAUGUGAUCUGUUCACAGGGUAAAUGUCAAGUGUGCUAGUGAUAACUGUGUGUUUUGCAUUUGGACUAUUGUUUGUGGUUUUUGUGUAAGCUAAGUUAAGCUGGUAUUCAUCUUGUCUGGUACUGGACUAUCAGGAAAUGGAACUGGAUUCUUCAUUUAAAACCCACCUCUGUAUGUAAGACCUGAUCCAGGACCGUCAUACAAUGAACCUGGCACUUGGACAUUUCAGUCACUGUGUGGCUCAUUAAGUUUGUUACAUUAAAAAUGUUGAAAAUAAGAACUCCA